Molecule: messenger RNA, 1011 nt
Organism: Micropterus dolomieu (smallmouth bass)
Lineage: Eukaryota; Metazoa; Chordata; Actinopteri; Centrarchiformes; Centrarchidae
Product: cytochrome P450 3A40-like
Exons: 6
Molecular function (GO): iron ion binding; heme binding; oxidoreductase activity, acting on paired donors, with incorporation or reduction of molecular oxygen
Source: RefSeq, a predicted model, not a curated record
CUCUGUUUCCAUUCAUGCGGCCUAUUUUUGAGAAGAUGAAUGUGUCCUUGUUCCCUGCUGAAGUGUCUGAUUACUUCUACAACUUUCUAAAGAAGGUCAAAUCAGACCGGAAGAAGAAUGAACACAAAAACCGAGUGGACUUCAUGCAGUUGAUGGUGGACUCUCAGAUUUCGGAGAACAAAGAGGAUACAAGCUCCCAAAAAGGGCUGACAGAUCACGAGAUCCUUUCUCAGGCCAUGUUUUUCAUCUUUGCUGGCUAUGAAACCAGUAGCAGCUCACUGGGAUUUUUAGCGUAUAACCUGGCAACCCACCCUCAGAUCCAAAAGACCCUACAAGAUGAGAUUGAUGAAACCUUCCCAGAAAAGGGUCAGCCAACCUAUGAAGCCCUGAUGCAGAUGGAAUACCUCGACAUGGUGGUGAAUGAGUCAUUGAGGCUUUACCCUAUUGCUAGUCGAUUAGAGAGAGUUGCAAAGGCUUCUGUGGAAGUGAAUGGUGUGACUAUCCCUAAAGGAACCGUCAUCAUGAUACCAGUUUACACUCUCCACCGUGACCCUACUUUGUGGCCUGAGCCUGAGAAGUUCAAACCUGAAAGAUUCCGCAAAGAGAACAAAGACAACAUAGAUCCUUAUGCCUUCCUACCAUUUGGAGCAGGGCCAAGAAACUGUAUUGGCAUGCGAUUUGCUCUCUUGAUGAUGAAGUUGGCCAUAGUGGAGAUCCUACAGAAGUUCAGCUUUGUCACGUGCAAGGAGACACAUGUUCCAAUGGAGCUGGCAAGUGAAGGAUUUCUCUUACCCAAGAAUCCCAUCAAACUGAAGCUGGAGCCCAGAACAACUGUUGCCGAUUCGACCUAAAGUUAACUCUGAUUAUCUGAAACAUGCCAGUUCUCACUAUUAAUCUGCUUCACUUUCAAAUCAAGUCACCAGUUUAUUCUGCCUCAAGUAUCUCUUAUAGAAAUAUGUAAAGAAACACACAAACUAACCAUUUACCUAUAGCAGUGGUUCUCUAACUGGA